UACAAGCCCCAAAAAUCGGCCAAAGAUGCCGCACAAAGUGAGUGUGGGGGCUAAAUCGAUUUGUGUUGCGAGCAUUAAACGCCCUGAAAAGCGACUUAAGUCCAGACAGUGGACAGUGGACGCAGUGGAUACGGGCGCAGGACAUGACCAAAGCAAGUGGCAUCAUUACUCAAGCAAAUGGGGUCAUCAACAGCAUCAGUCGAUGGACCAAGUACUUGUUGGCAAGCACCAGCCGACAGCCAACAGUUCACACACACAUUCCACAACAGCAACAACAACAACAACAACAACAACAGCAACAAGAACAUGCAAAGCAAGUGCAAUCAAUUUGGCGCAGCCGAAGGAUUCGUAGCCCGCUUCUUCUGCCAACGCCCGUUGCAUUGUGGGUGCAAAUUACGUGCCUGAUGCUGAUGCUGGUAAUUGAAAUGCAAAAAUAUUUGGAAAUUUCCAUAGAGCUUACACAACUCACACAACGGCUGGGCAUGGCCCCAAAUGCAGCAGCCGACGGAAUGCGUUCGCAUUUAACAAAGGGCGACAGCAAGAGCAACAACAACAACUGCUGCUGAUGAUGAUUAUGCUGCUGAUACUGAUGAUGCAUUUGCGGUUAAUGAUGAUGAGCAUAAGCAACUUACACGAAAAGUGAGAAAAUGCCAAGAUACGUCUGAGCUAUUCCGCAAUGAAUGCUGCAUAUAAUACCCUGUAAUUUAACACA
Molecule: messenger RNA, 712 nt
Organism: Drosophila navojoa
Lineage: Eukaryota; Metazoa; Arthropoda; Insecta; Diptera; Drosophilidae
Source: RefSeq, a predicted model, not a curated record